AUGUCGUUCUUGAGUGCAAUCUCAUGCAACAUGACGUUUGCAAGGGCCUCGCCCACCCCCUGCCCCACUGCACGUGUGGUCCACGCCAGCAUGUUACUGAUUUGGCUGGUACGAGAAACUAUCGAGCUCCUCCCUUCGCGAGCAACUCGGAUCUACUUGGCGAGUGGACGUGCCAUGGAGCAUGUGAAGAGUAUGAUGCCGGGUACUGCGAUAUGCAUGAACUUGCCCACCGCUUCGAUUGUGUCCGCAAUCUCUGCCGCGAGUAGAUGACUCCACGUAAGAUUGACUUGGGAUACGUAUGUGCGUGUGGGAGGCUGGUGGUGACGGCUGUGGGUUAUCGGGUUUGAACACGCGUAGAAUCUAAGAGGGGGAAACCCGAGUUAUGAUGGAUGAGCAAAAGCGGCGAGUACGCUGCACCAGGUAGCUUCUACAUUUAAUUAUUCAGGCGCUGCCGCGGCGAAGCUGGGAU
This is a messenger RNA of Serpula lacrymans var. lacrymans S7.9, 469 nucleotides long. RefSeq lists its product as uncharacterized. Lineage: Eukaryota; Fungi; Basidiomycota; Agaricomycetes; Boletales; Serpulaceae. The transcript has a single exon. Bases 1 to 270 code for a protein of 89 amino acids. The record is from RefSeq and is a predicted model, not a curated record.